Suricata suricatta (meerkat) is the source of this 7823-nucleotide messenger RNA. It is a transcript of the gene SIPA1L3, whose product is annotated as signal induced proliferation associated 1 like 3. The transcript has 23 exons. The record is from RefSeq and is a predicted model, not a curated record. Gene Ontology annotation, cellular component: Golgi apparatus; cytoplasm; plasma membrane. Gene Ontology annotation, molecular function: protein binding; GTPase activator activity. Gene Ontology annotation, biological process: establishment of epithelial cell polarity; activation of GTPase activity; regulation of small GTPase mediated signal transduction. The coding region runs from base 1009 to 5688 and encodes 1559 amino acids. NCBI's taxonomy places the organism in Eukaryota, Metazoa, Chordata, Mammalia, Carnivora, Herpestidae.
AAGAGGAAAAAAAAAGUCUCCCCCGCGGGAGCCCGCGGCAUUUAGGCUGGAGUUGGCCGGCGAGCGCGCGUGCGCGAGCGCGCACAGACGCCCUCCUCCACCGCUCCCCUCCAUUGGGGGGUCUAGCGCACAGCUCCGCUGUCCCCGCCUCUCCCGAGGCUCGCGCCCUCGGGGUAAGUACCUCGCGACUUGCGGAGAGGGGGGUGAAUCCGCCGAAGGAAGGCUGGAGGCGGACAGGGCUGGGAGAAAGGGAAAAAGCGCUCUCGCAGAGCGAAGAGCUCGGCCACCAGGCUGGAGUCUGCAGAAGACACGCCUCCAUCCCUCACGCCCCUCGGGGCUGCGGAAGUGCUCUGGAGACUGGAGCGGCAAGGAGGCGACAGGUGGACUACCAUUCCCAGAAGGCAGCGCGCGGCUGCGCCUACUGCUCCCGGCAGUACCUGCGCGCUAGGCUUUUUUCAGUUUGCUGCCUCCUAGGGCGAAACUACAGUUCCCAGGAGGCCUCGCGCGAAGCGGCUUGGAAGUGGGCAGCCUGGAAGUCACUCGGGCCACAGGAGCUGGCGGCGUCUCCAGCGAACGGCGCGGGGCCGGACACCGCGGUCGUGGGGCCCGUGUGACGGGCAGCCGGGACGCCCAGAUGCACAGCCUUUGACAUUGGCUCUUCUGAGACCCUCGAGGAGCCCUAGUGUCCGGAGCACACAGGCAUGGCAGGGAAGACGGCCCUGCAGCCCGCCGGCCCUCACCCACAUCUCCUGCUUGCGCUGUCCUGCUGAGCUGCUCAGUCUGGAGACCCUAGGACAGCACCUGCCUCCUGAGGUUGUCCUGGCUCAGUUGUCCACAGCGAUGGUGGAGAACUGGACUCCACAGGCUCACAACCUUCCAGUCAGGCUUCAGGGGCCAGCAUCCUUUAUCCUGGGACUGGCGGCCCUGAACAAUGGCUGAGGGCCCGGGGACCCCAUAAAGUUACUCCGCAGCUCACGGGAGCCAGCAGCACUCCAGUGCCCGUGGACUAUGACCACCUAUCGGCCCAUUCCCAAUGAUGGUGUGGAUCUGGCAGCCAGCUGUGGGGCCAGGGGGGCCGAUGUCCUCCCCGGGCCGCACACAGGGGACUAUGCUCCCAUGGGAUUCUGGGUCCAGAACGGCGGCAUGCCCCAGCCGGUGGGUGAGAGCCCAGUCAGCGCCACCACCCGCCCCAGUCCCACCACCCCUGCAGUGCCCAAGAUGGGUGUGCGCGCACGAGUGGCCGACUGGCCGCCCAAGCGGGACGCCCUGAGAGAGCAGAACAACCCAAGCCCCUCACAGGACGCAGAUGGCACGAAGGCCACAAAGGUGGCCCAUUCCCUGAGGAGCAUACAGAACGGACAGCCCCCUGUCAGCACCCCGGCUUCCUCAGGGCCCAAAGCCUUCCACAGACUCUCCAGGAGGAGGUCCAAAGACGUGGAAUUCCAGGACGGGUGGCCCCGGUCCCCCGGCAGGGCCUUCCUCCCCCUGCGGCACCGCAGCAGCAGCGAGAUCACCCUCAGCGAAUGUGACGCGGAGGACGCGGGGGAGCCGCGGGGGCCGCGGCACCCAGGGGCCCUGCCCCUCUUCCGGGAGUACGGGAGCACGUCCUCCAUCGAUGUGCAGGGCGUGCCGGAGCAGAGCUUCUUCGACAUUCUCAACGAGUUCCGCGGCGAGCAGCCCGAGGCCGCGGGCCCCCAGCGGCUCGGCGAGGGCCACCCCGCCGAGCCCGCCCUCAGCGCCCACCGCACCAACGCCAGCAUCUCGGUGCUGGAGGUGCCCAAGGAGCAGCAGAGGACGCAGAGCCGCCCGCGGCAGUACAGCAUCGAGCACGUGGACCUGGGCGCCCGCUACUACCAGGACCACUUCGUGGGCCGAGAACAUGCCAAUUACUUUGGUGUGGACGAGAAACUGGGGCCAGUGGCUGUGAGCAUCAAGCGGGAGAAGCUGGAGGACCACAAGGACCACGGGCCUCAGUACCAGUACAGGAUCAUCUUCCGGACCCGGGAGCUCAUCACCCUGCGGGGGUCCAUCCUGGAGGACGCCACACCCACAGCCACAAAGCAUGGGACGGGGCGGGGCCUGCCCCUGAAGGACGCCCUGGAGUAUGUCAUCCCUGAGCUCAACACCCACUGCCUGCGGCUGGCGCUCAACACGCCCAGGGUGACCGAGCAGCUGCUGAAGCUCGACGAACAAGGGCUCUGCCGGAAGCACAAAGUGGGCAUCCUCUACUGCAAGGCUGGCCAGAGCUCGGAGGAGGAGAUGUACAACAACGAGGAGGCCGGCCCGGCCUUCGAGGAGUUCCUCUCCCUGAUCGGGGAGAGGGUCUGCCUGAAGGGCUUCAGCAAGUACGCCGCCCAGCUGGAUGUCAAGACCGACUCCACGGGUACCCACUCCCUCUACACGACAUACCAGGACUACGAGAUCAUGUUCCACGUGUCCACCCUGCUCCCUUACACCCCCAACAACAGGCAGCAGCUCCUAAGGAAGAGGCACAUAGGAAACGACAUUGUGACGAUCAUCUUCCAGGAGCCUGGGGCACUGCCUUUCACCCCCAAGAACAUCCGCUCACACUUUCAGCACGUCUUCAUCAUCGUCCGAGCCCACAACCCCUGCACUGAUAAUGUCUGCUACAGUAUGGCUGUGACCCGAUCCAAAGACGCUCCUGCUUUCGGUCCCCCCAUCCCCAGCGGCACCACAUUCCGCAAGUCUGAUGUCUUCAGAGACUUCUUGCUGGCCAAGGUGAUUAAUGCUGAGAACGCCGCCCACAAGUCGGACAAGUUCCACACCAUGGCCACCAGGACCCGCCAGGAGUACCUCAAGGACCUGGCUGAAAACUGUGUCUCCAACACACCCAUUGACUCCACUGGCAAAUUCAACCUCAUCUCCCUGACCUCCAAGAAGAAGGAGAAGACAAAAGCACGGGCAGGCGCUGAGCAGCACAGCGCAGGCGCCAUCGCCUGGAGGGUGGCGGCCCAGGACUAUGCCCAGGGGGUAGAAAUCGACUGCAUUUUGGGGAUUUCCAAUGAGUUUGUGGUGCUCCUGGACCUUCGCACCAAGGAGGUGGUGUUCAACUGCUACUGCGGGGAUGUCAUUGGCUGGACCCCAGACUCCUCCACUCUCAAAAUCUUCUACGGGCGAGGGGACCACAUUUUCGUGCAGUCCACAGAGGGCUCUGUGGACGACAUAAGGGAAAUUGUCCAGAGACUGAAGGUCAUGACCAACGGCUGGGAGACGGUGGACAUGACCCUGCGGCGGAACGGGCUCGGGCAGCUGGGCUUCCACGUGAAGUACGACGGGACGGUGGCCGAGGUGGAGGACUACGGGUUUGCCUGGCAGGCCGGCCUCCGGCAAGGCAGCCGCCUGGUGGAGAUCUGCAAGGUGGCCGUGGUCACGCUGACCCACGACCAGAUGAUCGACCUGCUGCGCACCUCUGUCACCGUCAAGGUGGUCAUCAUCCCGCCUUUCGACGACGGCACGCCCCGGAGGGGCUGGCUGGAGACCUAUGACAUGAAUACCUCGGAGCCCAAGACGGAGCCAGAGAGCAUGACCCCCGGGGGCCGGCCCCCCUAUCGCAGCAACGCUCCCUGGCAGUGGAGCGGGCCUGCCUCCCACAACUCUCUACCGGCCUCCAAGUGGGCCGGCCCCAGCACCCCCGGCCAUGCCCAGUCCCUGAGCCGGCCCCCGAGGCAGGCCCCCAUGGUCCCCUUCCGGGAGCCCCAGCCCCUGCACGGCAAGAGGCCUGUCAGCUUCCCAGAAACCCCUUACACAGCAUCACCAGCAGGGGCCGACAAAGUCCCUCCCUACCGGCAGCCUUCUGGGAGCUUCUCCACCCCCGGCUCGGCCACCUACGCAAGGCACAAGCCAUCCCCAGAAAGGUAUGCGGCCGCCCCACACCCACUGCUGUCCUUUGAUCCCCACUUCAGCCACGACGGGAUGUCCAGCGGCGACUCCUCCUCAGGUGGCCUGACCAGCCAGGAGAGCACCAUGGAGCGUCAGAAGCCAGAGCCUUUGUGGCAUGUGCCUGCCCAGGCCCGGCUCUCAGCGGUGACAGGGAACAGCGGGAGCAAGCACGUCUCCAGGCAGGACGCGGCCGGCAAAGAUUCCCCCAACAGGCAUUCCAAAGGAGAACCUCAGUACUCCAGUCAUUCCAGCAGCAACACCCUCUCCAGCAACGCCUCCAGCAGCCACAGCGAUGACCGCUGGUUGGACCCCCUGGACUCCCUGGAGCCGGAACAAAACCCCCUCUCCAAGGGGGGCUCCAGCGACAGCGGCAUCGACACCACCCUCUACACCUCCAGCCCCAGCUGCUUGUCCCUGAAGGCGCCUCGGCAGGCGAAGCCACACAAGCCCCCGGGGAGCGUGGGCCUCUGCGGGGGCGGCCGGGAGGCCGCCCCGCGCUCCCACCACGCAGACCGACGGCGGGAGGUCUCUCCGGCCCCUGCAGUUGCCGGCCAGACCAAGGGCUACCGACCGAAACUGUACUCCUCAGGCUCCAGCACCCCUACGGGCCUGGCGGGGGGAAGCCGUGACCCACCAAGGCAGCCUAGUGACAUGAGCUCAAGGGCCGGCUACCCCGCUCAGGUUUACAAAACUGCCAACGCAGAGACCCCUCGGCCCUCCCAGGUGGCCCAGCCCAGCCCCUUCCAGCUCUCUGCCUCGGUCCCCAAGUCUUUCUUCUCCAAGCAGCCCGUUCGCAAUAAGCACCCCACGGGGUGGAAGAGGGCAGACGAGCCCCCGCCACGGCCACUCCCCUUCACUGACCCAAAGAAGCAGGUGGACACCAACACGAAAAACGUCUUCGGGCAGCCGCGGUUGAGGGCUUCCCUCCGAGACCUCCGCUCCCCACGGAAGAACUACAAAUCCACCAUCGAGGACGACCUGAAGAAACUCAUCAUAAUGGACAACCUGGCGCCAGAGCAGGAGAGAGACGCGGGACAGUCCCCACAGAAGAGCCUGCAGCGGACACUGUCAGAUGAGAGUCUGUGCAGCGGGCGGCGGGAACCCAGCUUCGCCAACCCCGCCAGCCUGGAGCCGGGCCUACCCAGCGACGUGCUCUUCAGCAGCACCUGCACCUUCCCCUCCAGCACGCUGCCCGCCCGCCGCCAACACCAGCACCCCCACCCACCCGGCGGGGGCCCCAGCAGCGUCCCUGCGACCGGCAACGGCUUCCCAGAGAAGAAAUCCACCAUCUCAGCCUCGGAGCUCUCGCUGGCUGACGGGCGGGACCGGCCACUGCGGCGCCUUGACCCCGGGAUGAUGCCACUGCCUGACACGGCCACCGGCCUUGAGUGGUCCAGCCUGGUAAACGCAGCCAAGGCGUACGAAGUGCAAAGAGCCGUCUCACUCUUCUCCCUCAACGACCCAGCUCUGAGCCCGGAGGUCCCACCUGCACACAGCCCUGUCCACAGCCACCUGAGCCUGGAGAGGGGGCCCCCAACGCCCAGGACCACCCCUACCAUGAGUGAGGAGCCGCCUCUGGAUCUGACAGGCAAAGUGUACCAGCUGGAGGUGAUGCUGAAGCAGCUGCACACCGACCUCCAGAAGGAGAAGCAGGACAAGGCCGUGCUGCAGUCAGAGGUGGCCAGCCUGCGCCAGAACAACCAGCGCCUGCAGGAGGAGUCCCAGGCCGCCAGCGAGCAGCUGCGCAAGUUCGCCGAGAUCUUCUGCAGGGAGAAGAAGGAGCUCUGAGGCGGCCAGCCGCCCCCGCCCCCCUCGCCCCUGCCCUGGCCAGCCGCGGGCUCUGCUGUCCCGUCUCCAUUGGCUUGCUCCCAGUGGCAGGCGCGACCACGACAACCCAGCCGGGGCUCCGCUGCCCUCCUCCUGGACACGGAAACCCUGGGCGGCUGCCGGCCUCCCCGGGGCUGGGAGCUGUGCUCUGCUCCUGGCCCCCUGCCCCACAAGGUGCCGUGGUCUCAGGCCUCCCUCCGAACUGCCCAGCUCUGGUCCCUGGGGACUGGGCCAUGCCCACACCACCCCCAGGGGGCCCAUCUUGCCUCUUCCUAGGACCAAGCCAUCAGAAGCCGCAGGAAGGGGAAGGGAGGGCGGGGGUGUGUCUCUAAACCCCCCAGCUCCAGGGGUCCACAAACCAGGUUUCUCCACCACGUGCAACAGAGUCUGGGCUCGCGGGGCCGAGCCCCCUGCAUGAAAAAUCCGUGUGAAAGUGGCCUGUGCUUCCCCCAGGCCCCCAGAGGACAAAGGCCUGUGUGGAAACUGGCCAGGGGUCUCAGUCCCGGUGCACUAGCUCCAAAAAUCACGGACAGUAAGUAUCCCCUCCCAACCGUAUUCUUCCAAAAAGCAGCCAGGAGCACUUUGUUAGAGUUUCGAUUCUUUUCUUGGGACUCCCGGAUGGAGAGAGGAAAGCCCCAGCAUCCAGAGUCGACUUCUUUGAGGGGAAACUCUAUUUGCACACUCGGGACCGUUUAUACCUUCUUUUUUCUAUCCGCCCCUCGACCACCAGAGGCCACAGUGCCGGGGCCAUGCCACCUUCCAGCUGCUGCCCUGGCCCCAGGCGGUGAAGCCUGGCCUCUCCCCAGGCCCCGCCAGCUCUGGCCACACAGCCAGGCCCUCUUCCGGGCACCAGGAGGGGCUCCACACAGCCCUCCGGUCAGGGCUGGAGAGAAAACAGCCUUCAUCUCCUCUCUGGAUUUGUUUUCCCUUCACAAGCGGACACCUGGACACCCUCUCCGUGCUCCCCGGGGAGUGCUCUGCUGUGUGAACCCCCUCAUAAGACGCUGGUUCUCUAAAGGCAAUAAGGGGCAGCCGGGCCAGAGCGGUACUGUGCUGCUCACCCAGGAAACAGAGUUUCUUUUUUUCCUUUAAAAACAAAAAGAUAUAUAUAUAUAUAUUUAUUUUUUCAUGUAGAGUUGCGCCAGAACAAGUCUGUAUGGCCACAAUCUGUGGAUUCCCCCAACCUCAAGCUGAGGAUCAAGGUGUGUCCCCAUGGGCUGGGACUCAGUGGGAGGACUCAGAGGGGUAAAGUCAGGGUGGGCAGGUGGGUGGGCUUUCCCACUGAGGGAGGCCCCAGGCAGGGGGAGCUGGACCGACUCUGAUGCCUCCUCCUCCUCCUCCUCCUCCUCCCCCCAGCAGCACCCUCUGGGGCUGGCAGCUGGCGGCCCGUGGCCCAGCCCUGGUCCAGAGACACCCCCCACCCCCCACCCCCGCUUUCUCUUUGGGGCCAGAAACCUCAGGGCAGGGGCCUCUGGGGACUGCAGGACAGGGAGCGGUGCAGGCUGGGCUGGGCGGGCAAGAGAAAAGGGCACCCGUGUCUCCCUGUGAUCAGCCUCUGACCCCAGCCGCGCUGCAGCCUCACAAGAAGCCCUCAGAUCUGCCGUCUCCUGUCCCUCAGCCGCGGUGUGAGAUGAGGGCUUCGAGGUGGGGCCUGCUCGGUCCUCAGUCCUGGCCAACUACUGUGAUAUCUCUGCCCUCUUCCCCACCCCCUUUUGGAAGGGUUCUCCAGGACCUCCCCACCGCCCUUUCCUCAGACCCUAACCUGGAGGCUGCCCCCCCCCCUUUUUUUAAGUUCUUAUCUCUUCAGAUCAUUCUAAUCAUUUUGGGGACCUAAUCAUGUACAUUGACAAGUGUAAAUUAAGAUUUUUUGUUUUGUUUUCUGUUAUUUUUUAAGGAUCUCUGCAAAACAAAUUAUUUAAUUUGAGGUUAGUGUUCAAUCUGAAAGCUUGAAGAUAGCAGGGGUUUUUUUUUUUCAUGUGUUGAUUUGUUUCAUUGGAUUUUUUAUUCUUUAUUGUCUUUUUUUUUUUCUAUCCCUGUCUUGAGAUUUUUCUGGCAUGUUUCUGGAGGUUUCAAAGGAAAUAAAUGUUUCAUAGAAA